Molecule: messenger RNA, 7158 nt
Organism: Penicillium coprophilum
Lineage: Eukaryota; Fungi; Ascomycota; Eurotiomycetes; Eurotiales; Aspergillaceae
Gene: fma-PKS
Product: polyketide synthase fmaB
Exons: 4
Coding region: 1-7158 (2385 amino acids)
Biological process (GO): secondary metabolite biosynthetic process; fatty acid biosynthetic process
Molecular function (GO): fatty acid synthase activity; oxidoreductase activity; phosphopantetheine binding
Source: RefSeq, a predicted model, not a curated record
AUGGUCAUCAAUCACACAGGCGGCGAGAACUAUUCCCUCCCCGGGCCACUUCAGGAGGAGCCAGUUGCCAAAACCACAUACCGGCAAGAUCCAAUCGCGGUAGUUGGGCUAGCGAACCGUUUGCCGGGCCAUAGCACAAGUCCAAGCAAGCUCUGGGAGUUCCUCGAGCGUGGAGGUGUUGCCGCAAAUGACCCUCCCGCUUCACGAUGGAGUCUCCAAGGCCAUUACGACCGGUCGGGAAAGCCCCAUACCGUUCGAACACCGGGUGCCAUGUUCGUCGAAGACGUUGACCCGGCCGACUUUGACCCGGGCUUCUUCAACAUAUCGACUGCUGAUGCCAUCGCUAUUGACCCACAGCAACGGCAGCUACUCGAAGUGGUCUACGAGGCGAUGGAGAACGCCGGAUUGUCAUUAGAAUCUCUGAACGGAGCACCCUACGGCUGCUUUGUGGGAUCAUAUGCAGUUGAUUAUCAAGAUAUGCAAAUGCGUGAUCCUGAGGACCGAGUCGAUGGGAUGACGAUCGGAGUAGGCCGUGCAAUUUUGAGUAACCGCAUCAGUCACUUCCUGAACCUCAGUGGAGCUAGUAUGACUAUCGACACCGCAUGCUCGGGUAGUCUAGUCAGCGUUGAUGUUGCCUGUCGAUAUAUUCAAACUGGCCAGGUUGAAGGCGCAAUUGUGGCCGGAGCGAACCUCUACCUCAGCCCCGACCAAAAUCAAGAUAUGGGAGCUAUGCGUGCCGCCUCGUCAGCUAGCGGCCGCUGUCAUACAUUUGACGCAAAGGCAGAUGGAUACUGUAAAGGCGAGGCAAUCAACGCCGUCAUUCUCAAGAGACUCGAUGCAGCACUGCGGGAUGGUGAUCCUAUCCGCGCCGUCAUCCGCGGAACUGCGACAAAUAGCGAUGGCUGGACGCCGGGAAUUGCCAGUCCAAAUGGAGAGGCUCAAGUCUCGGCCAUGCGUGCCGCAUUCGCUGCCGCAAGCAUCACUAAUAUGAACGAGGUGGGAUAUCUGGAAGCACACGGAACAGGUACCUUAGCAGGUGACCCAAUCGAGGUCGCGGCUGCCGCUGCAGUCUUCGCUCCCACUCGGCCAGCAAACCAACCUUUGAUCAUUGGAUCAAUCAAGAGUAAUAUCGGACACUCUGAGCCUGCCGCUGGUGUAUCCGGAUUGAUCAAAGCUGUGCUGGCAGUGGAAAAGGGUGUUAUUCCAGGAAAUCCCACAUUCAUCGACCCAAACCCAAAGAUCGAUUUUGAGGGUCUCAAGGUCAAAGCGUCUCGUGUGAGUCUGCCCUGGCCGAAGGCUUUCGCUUCUCGAAUUGCUUCCGUAAAUUCUUUUGGUUAUGGCGGUUCCAAUGCACAUGUUGUGAUUCAAGAUGCCGCUUCCUUCUUGGGUCAUAAGCAGACUCCGCAUGUGUCCUCCUUUGCCAAGGUCGAUUCCUUCUUCGACGAUGAGGUGGAUCUGCCAAACACACGACCCCAGUUACUCACCUUUUCUGCAAAUGAUGACAUUUCGUUGAAGAAAUACAUUGCCGACCUUCAACGCCACCUCCUCGACCCCAGAGUCAAAGUUCAGUUAUCGGAUCUGGCUCAUACAUUGGCCCAGAGAAGUAGUCUCUUCACUCGUGGCUUCCUGCUCACCGAGAACUCCCAACUGAAUGAUUCCUCUCUGGUAACCGGAAAGAAAAGCCCCGAGAGGCCUCGUAUUGGCUUUGUGUUCACAGGUCAGGGUGCUCAAUGGUCUCAAAUGGGCAAAGGCAUAGUGGACCUAUUCCCACAAGCUAAGCAGGUUCUUGAGGCCUUGGACUCAGCACUACAGGGGUUGCCCCAGGCACCGACCUGGUCACUGCUAAAAGAGCUGGUGGAACCCAGAAGCCCAGAGCAUCUACGUCAACCUGAAUUUUCUCAGCCACUUGUGACUGCACUACAGCUGGUCUUGGUUAGUCUUCUUAAAUCCUGGGGCAUUAAACCCGAAAGUGUCGUCGGCCAUUCCUCCGGAGAGAUUGCCGCGGCAUGCGCCGCGGGUCUCUUGACUCCUGAAGAUGCGAUAAAGAUUGCCUUCUUCCGAGGCCAGGCUGCCAAAGAAUUGGCUGGAACGCAAACAGUUGAAGCAGGCGUCGGAAUGAUGGCUGUGGGUCUAGGCGCAGAAGAUGCCAUCAAAUACAUCGGUUCGAACUCCGACACUGUGCAAAUCGCCUGCUUUAAUAGCGGCUCUAGCGUGACGCUCUCCGGAAAGGUUGAGCACCUCAAUCAGAUCAAAGACCGACUCGAAAAAGAUGGCCAUUUUGCUCGUCUGCUACAGGUCAAUUUAGCCUAUCAUUCCAAGUAUAUGGCUGAGAUCGGUGAUCGAUACAUCUCUUUGCUACAGGCCCAUUGCGGGAAACCACUUACUGGCCCAUUCGCGGUGAAAAUGUUCUCGUCCGUCCUUGGCUCGCCGAUGUUGGGAGAGGCUGACCCAGAGUACUGGAAGACCAACAUGGUCUCUCCGGUGCGUUUCAACGAAGCAUGUAGCUCCAUGCUGUCGACUGGAGCAGCGGACUUCUUGAUUGAACUCGGUCCCAGCGGUGCUUUAGCGGGCCCCAUUUCACAAAUCAAAAAGUCACUAACAGGUGACGCUAGCAAUGCCACCUACGUUGCAGCGUCAAAGCGUGGUCCAACCUCGGCUCUGUCUUUGUUUGAUGUAGCUGGCCGGCUUUUCAUUGCCGGCGGCCCGUUAGACCUCAUUGCAGUCAACAAAAAUCCAUUUGACGCUCAGCGUCCGGCUCUGAUUGUUGAUUUGCCAAACUACGCGUGGAAUCACCAGACAAAGUACUGGUAUGAGUCUGAGGCCUCAAAGGAAUGGCGAUAUCGCCCGUUCCCUCACCAUGAUUUGCUCGGAAGUAAGAUUCUCAACUCGCCAUGGAGUGCACCCACCUUCCGCAAAACACUCGACCUCAGUGAUCUUCCGUGGCUUCUGGACCACAAGAUGGGCACCGAUAUCGUCUUCCCUGCUGCUGGAUUCUGUGCCAUGGCUAUCGAGGCUAUCUAUCAAUGCACGCAGAUGACCCAGCCAGUUGAGGGAGUCACUAGGGCAGACCAAUUACGUUAUCGACUUCGAAAUGUUAGGUUCGACAAAGCACUUGUUCUCGAGGAGGGGGUGCCAGCGAAACUCACUCUUACACUCUCCCCUCAUCCUGGAGCCAAGGAUUCCUGGUACGACUUCCGUGUUGCCUCGUCCAAGGACGGCAAUCGUAUUGAACACAGUCACGGCCUUAUCCGCACUGAGUCACACCCGACUGAGAUAGGAUCCGCUUCUGAUAUCCAACCCCUCCAGCAUCCUACCAAGGCAUCAAUUUGGUACAAGGCCCAAGAAGAUGCAGGAUAUGGCUUUGGCUCAUCUUUCCAGACUCACCAAGAGAUUGAGUCGGUAGUUGGUCAGCGCCAGAGUCGUUCCCAUGUGUCUCUCGAGUAUCCACCCUCGAAAUGGAGCCCCCAAUCUUUGUAUCCUUUGCACCCAGCUAGCAUUGAUGGAUGCUUCCAGACAGUUACACCGGCACUGGUUGCAGGCAAGCGCACAGCACUGGAUGCCGUACUGGUGCCUGCUAUCAUUGAUGACCUUAUCAUCAAUCCCAAUGAGCAAGCUCCAAAGGUUGGUUUGGCCAAUGCGACCUCAGAAUACACAGGCAAAGGUCGUCGCGAAGAGAACAAGAACUACUUCGCUUCUUCCUCGGUUUACGAUCCAAAGACCGGUGCUUUGCUGCUAAAACUGACUGGACUACAUUUCCACCGACUUGAAGCCAACCAGACUGUGCCUACUCAGACCUACAUUCGGUCGGCCUGGAAGCCUGACAUAACUUUCCUGACUUCUGCGCAAUUACAAGAAGUUCACUUGAAACAGGCUGCAACACGAAUUGAGUCCAUCAUCGACCUGGCCUCUCACAAGAAACCCACAUUGAGCGUGCUGGAGGUAAACUUAGCCCGAGAUGACGUUUCAAGCUGGUGGCUUCAGAGCCCCAAUCUCUCGGAGCGGGCAGCUUAUCGCCAAUAUCUCUUCGCUUCAUCCGAUCCCAACUCCUUGGUUGCGGUGCAAGAGCAGUAUCAAUCUGCAAAGUCCACAUCAUUUGACCUGCUUGACCUCACGCGAGAUGACCUUCCCCCACGGGAUGAUCGGUUCGAUUUGAUCUUGGUGAAACAUGACGUAAUUUACCCUGAAGUUUUGGCCACGAUCUCACGCAAUGCGAAAGCACUACUUGCAUCAGCAGGACAAGCUUUGAUCGUAGAGACUUUCCCGGUACGGGAAGCCCAGAACCUUGGUGCUAUCAAUGGACACACAUCCAUUGAGCAGAUCCCGACUAUUUUACGCGAGGCAGGCUUCCAGACUGUUGUCCCCAUCCCCAGUGGGUCUAUUCAAUGGGCAUAUCUCUGUCAGAAUUAUGAGGCUUCGACUGAACCCACUAGCCAAACGGUCCACUUGAUCCAAUUAGGGCCCGAGGACCAGACUGCAGGUGUCUAUGGCCCCAUUACAGACGCCCUUGCGGGUCGGGGCUGGAAGGUUGUUGAGCACGGAUCCUCUCUUCACAAUCUACCAUCGGGAGCCACAACAAUCGUUCUUGACGAACUAGUCUCACCCGUAUUGACAACUGUUCAAUCGGAGCAGUGGGAUGCUAUCAAGGAGCUUGUUCUCAGCAAACGGACUCCCCUUCUGUGGGUUACCAAAGGCUCUCAAUUUGAGGUCACUCAACCUGACAAUGCUCUGGUCCAUGGUUUGUUCCGUACAAUUCGUGCUGAAGACCCAAGCGUGCGCUUAACAACUCUUGACGUUGAAACGGCCGGGAGCUCCGCCACUUUUGCAGCCAUUCAUCAAGUUCUUGGCCGCGUCAGUUCACCAGAAGCUGACUCUCCUUUGGACAGCGAAUACGCAGAGCGUGGUGGAGUUCUCUAUGUCAGUCGACUUUUUGCAGAUGAUAAGGUGAAUGCAGUGCAGGUUGCCAAGAGCAGUGGUGCUGAGUUGCAGGUGAAGUCUCUUCAUGAUCUACCCACGACUACUAGGCUACGCGCUGAACGCCUGGGUACAUUGGAUGCGCUUCACUAUGGCCAAGUCGUUGCAGCAGAGCAACCUGUGCGCGAUGGCUGCGUUGAAGUCGAGAUUUAUGCUGCGGGUCUGAACUUCAAAGACGUGGCCGUCACCAUGGGCAUCGUUCCUGAGAAUGAGCACUUGCUGGGACUGGAAGGUGCAGGUGUUGUCCGCCGCGUGGGUAAAAAUGUGCAAUUCAAGGUUGGUGAUCGAGUUGUGGUCUUCGAGAAAGGCUGUUUUGCCAAUCGCAUCGAGGUGACCAAAGAACGCACCCAUCUGCUCCCUGAUUCCUUGUCAUUUGAGGACGCAGCCAGUUUGACUGGUGUCUACCUGACAUCGCUCUACUGUCUGUAUCACCUCGCUCAUCUACAGAGGGGGCAGAGCGUUUUGAUCCACUCUGCGGCGGGAGGUAUUGGUAUCUCAAGCAUUGAACUGGCCCAGUAUAAGGGGGCAGAGAUUUACGUCACUGUCGGCACGGAGGACAAGCGCAAUUUCCUUCAUGAAAAGUUCGGAAUCCCAUACGAACGCAUGUUCUCCUCGCGGACUACCCAAUUUUCCCGCGAGAUCCUAGCAGCCACUAACGGCAAGGGUAUCGAUGUUAUUCUGAACUCACUGACCGGGGAUCUUCUGGAUGAGUCCUGGCGCAUCUGCGCAGACGGCGGCAUUAUGGUUGAAAUUGGCAAGAAAGACGUUCUUGAUCGAAACAAGUUAUCAAUGGAGCCUUUCGAUCGAAAUUGUUCUUUCCGCGCCCUGGACUUUUCACACAAAUCGAUUUCAGAUGAUUUGAUUGCCAAUCUCCUACAUGAGAUCUUCGUCCUUUAUGAUGGAGGCCAUAUCCAUCCAGUUCAUCCCAUCAAAUCAUUCCCCUUCGACAACAUCCCUGCUGCUUUUGCAUACAUGCGAAGUGGUCGGCACAUCGGAAAGAUUGUGAUCUCCAGCAGUGAAACCGAUAAGGUCGAGGUUCCGGUGCGACCUGUGGCCCCGUCACUUCAGCUCAACCCCUCAGUCUCCUACCUGAUUGUCGGAGGGCUGCGAGGUCUUUGCGGCAGUCUUGCAAUCCAUAUGGCUGCUCAUGGCGCGAAACAUAUUAUCGCAUUGUCCCGCAGUGGUAUUGCCGACGAGCGUUCUCAGUCUAUUGUCAAGAGCUGUGCUGCGCUUGGAUGUAAUGUUUCCGGCGUCGCAGCUGAUGUUUCAGACACCGACGCUGUACUGAAAGUGUUCCAAACGGCCUCUGUCCCUAUAGGUGGAAUUAUUCAAGGUGCUAUGCUGCUCAGGGAUAAACCAUACGAGAUCAUGACAGUUAAGGAAUACCAUGAGACAAUUUCCAGCAAGGUCCAGGGAACCUGGAACCUCCACCAUGCAGCCCUGCAAUUGCAGCUUCCUCUUGAGUUUUUCACGUUACUUUCGAGUAUCUCGGGAGUGGUUGGCCAGAAAGGCCAAGCCAACUACGCUGCGGCCAAUGCAUUCCUCGAUGCAUUUGCAUUGUAUCGCCGAGCCCAGGGCCUACCUGCAAACUCAACCAACCUCGGUGUCAUUGAAGACGUCGGUUAUGUGGCAGAGCAGGGUGGCAUGCAACAGCACUUCGACAAGACUCUCUGGACGGGAAUCAACGAACGCACUCUGCAUGAAAUUCUUGAUCUCUCCAUCUGGCAACAGCAGACUCCGGCUUUGAAUCCUGCCAGUGCAGCACAGCUUGUAACUGGAAUUGCAGUUCCGUUACCACAGGAUGCCGAUCUAACACGAGAUGCCCGAUUCUCUUCCCUCCUCAUCCAGGCCGACGGAGAGACCCGUGAUAACGGUGCCGGAAAUGACACCAAUAAGGCCCUGCAGGCAUUCUUCCUUCUGUUGAAGUCUGGGGCUGAUGCGGCAGCGCUCCGCGCCACCUGUGUGGAGGUAGUGAAUGAGCGAUUUACGAAGAUGUUGCGCCUCAGUGAGCCGAUGGAGCCGGGCAAGUCCCUCAGUGCCUACGGGCUAGAUUCCCUAUCUGCGGUCGAGUUUAGAAACUGGCUCCGUAGUGAGCUGGGUGCUGAACUCUCAACCCUUGAGGUGACCAGCGCCAGUUCCCUGUUUGCUCUCUGUGAUAAGAUCAUCGCCAAACUCACCAAGUCUUGA